GCGGGAGGGGACUCGUAUAUAUAAACCCCACUCCCAACGGAAAUUCUUCAUUGCUAUUUGAAGAGACAGACAUUGCCACGUCUUUUCUCAUAGCUCAAUUGCUAUCUCAAUUCUUUGCGGAUCUUUAAUUCCUUGCAACUAAACCUCAAUCAAAAUGCGUGAGUGCAUCUCUAUCCACGUUGGACAGGCCGGAGUCCAGAUCGGUAAUGCCUGCUGGGAGCUGUACUGUCUUGAGCACGGCAUCCAGCCUGACGGCCAGAUGCCCUCAGACAAGACCGUGGGCGGUGGUGACGACAGCUUCAACACCUUCUUCAGCGAGACUGGCGCCGGAAAGCACGUGCCCCGCGCCGUCUUCGUCGACUUGGAGCCCACCGUCGUCGAUGAGGUCCGCACUGGAACCUACCGCCAGCUCUUCCACCCUGAGCAGCUGAUCACUGGCAAGGAAGACGCCGCUAACAACUAUGCCCGCGGCCACUACACCAUUGGCAAGGAAAUCGUUGACCUGGUCCUCGACCGCAUCCGCAAGUUGGCCGACCAGUGCACUGGCCUGCAAGGUUUCCUCAUCUUCCACUCCUUCGGCGGCGGCACCGGCUCUGGAUUCACCUCCCUGCUGAUGGAGCGUCUGUCUGUCGACUACGGAAAGAAGUCCAAGCUCGAGUUCGCCAUCUACCCCGCUCCUCAGGUCUCCACCGCUGUCGUCGAGCCCUACAACUCGAUCCUGACCACCCACACCACCCUCGAGCACUCCGACUGCGCCUUCAUGGUCGACAAUGAGGCCAUCUAUGACAUCUGCCGCCGCAACUUGGACAUCGAGCGCCCCACCUACACCAACCUGAACAGGCUGAUCGGCCAGAUUGUGUCGAGCAUCACCGCCUCCUUGCGUUUCGACGGCGCCCUCAACGUCGACUUGACUGAGUUCCAGACCAACUUGGUGCCCUACCCCCGCAUCCACUUCCCCCUGGUGACCUACGCCCCAGUCAUCUCCGCCGAGAAGGCCUACCACGAGCAGCUGUCCGUCUCCGAGAUCACCAAUGCCUGCUUCGAGCCCGCCAACCAGAUGGUCAAGUGCGACCCCCGCCACGGCAAGUACAUGGCUUGCUGCAUGCUGUACCGCGGUGACGUCGUGCCCAAGGACGUGAACGCUGCCAUCGCCACCAUCAAGACCAAGCGCACCAUCCAGUUCGUGGACUGGUGUCCCACUGGCUUCAAGGUCGGCAUCAACUACCAGCCCCCAACCGUGGUGCCCGGCGGCGAUUUGGCCAAGGUGCAGCGCGCCGUCUGCAUGUUGAGCAACACCACCGCCAUCGCUGAGGCCUGGGCUCGUCUGGAUCACAAGUUUGAUCUGAUGUACGCCAAGCGCGCCUUCGUCCACUGGUACGUUGGUGAGGGCAUGGAGGAAGGCGAGUUCUCUGAGGCUCGCGAGGACUUGGCUGCCCUCGAGAAGGACUACGAAGAGGUCGGCAUGGACUCCGUUGAGGGUGAAGGCGAGGGCGCCGAGGAGUACUAAGUGCUCUUCUCGACCCACCAACCUGAGGCUUGGCGGCAUUUUUUGUUUGGCAGUUACUGUUUCGGUUUGAUGAAAUCAUUCCAUGGAUGUCAAGCCUCUUGAAGGAAUAAAAAACAAAGAUCCUAAA
Cloeon dipterum is the source of this 1634-nucleotide messenger RNA. RefSeq names its product tubulin alpha-1 chain. Bases 155 to 1507 code for a protein of 450 amino acids. Lineage: Eukaryota; Metazoa; Arthropoda; Insecta; Ephemeroptera; Baetidae. Gene Ontology annotation, biological process: mitotic cell cycle; microtubule cytoskeleton organization. Gene Ontology annotation, molecular function: GTP binding; structural constituent of cytoskeleton. Gene Ontology annotation, cellular component: cytoplasm; microtubule. The transcript has 3 exons. The record is from RefSeq and is a predicted model, not a curated record.